AUACGUCUUUUGUUUUGCUACCAUAUAUAAGGUGAAUGGUGUCGUGAAUUUAAAGUAAUUGAGUAAAACAUUUCAACAGAAAUGCGUUUCGUUUUUGUAAUAAUUAUGUUGAUAGUUCAAACCGGCGCUUCAAUGCCAAACGGUUUUCAAAAACCCACACGUUACGAUAACUUCGCAGUUUACAAAGUUUACGUAACUAAUCCUCAGCAACGAAACAUAAUCAACAGUUUGUUAAAAAAUACAGAUUUGUAUAAUUUAUGGCACAAUGGACAAAAAGAGAUGCAUAUAAUGGUAAAUCCCAAGCAGUUGCAAAACUUUAUAAGGAUCGUCAGUCGAGAGGGAUGGUUAACGGAGCUCUUGAUAACAAAUGUCCAAGCGUAAGUCCUACCUCCUUCCCAAAUACAAACAACUAAUUUACAUUUUUCAG
Molecule: messenger RNA, 427 nt
Organism: Drosophila nasuta
Lineage: Eukaryota; Metazoa; Arthropoda; Insecta; Diptera; Drosophilidae
Exons: 2
Coding region: 82-381 (99 amino acids)
Source: RefSeq, a predicted model, not a curated record